Messenger RNA from Lottia gigantea (owl limpet), 1520 nucleotides. RefSeq lists its product as hypothetical. The annotation marks the transcript as partial. The record is from RefSeq and is a predicted model, not a curated record. NCBI's taxonomy places the organism in Eukaryota, Metazoa, Mollusca, Gastropoda, Lottiidae. The transcript is spliced from 2 exons.
UCUAUCCCUCUGAAUAUUUACCUAAAGUCUAUCCCUCUGAAUAUUUACCUAAAGUCUAUCCCUCUGAAUAUUCACCAAAAUAUCCCUCUGAAUAUUUACCUAAAGUCUAUCCCUCUGAAUAUUUACCUAAAGUCUAUCCCUCUGAAUAUUUACCUAAAGUCUAUCCCUCUGAAUAUUCACCAAAAUAUCCCUCUGAAUAUUUACCUAAAGUCUAUCCCUCUGAAUAUUUACCUAAAGUCUAUCCCUCUGAAUAUUUAUCUAAAGUCUAUCCCUCUGAAUAUUUAUCUAAAGUCUAUCCCUCUGAAUAUUUACCAAAAUAUCCCUCUGAAUAUUUAUCUAAAGUCUAUCCCUCUGAAUAUUUACCUAAAGUCUAUCCCUCUGAAUAUUUACCUAAAGUCUAUCCCUCUGAAUAUUCACCAAAAUAUCCCUCUGAAUAUUCACCAAAAUAUCCCUCUGAAUAUUUAUCUAAAGUCUAUCCCUCUGAAUAUUUACCUAAAGUCUAUCCCUCUGAAUAUUUACCUAAAUAUCCCUCUGAAUAUUUACCAAAUUAUCCCUCUGAAUAUUUACCUAAAGUCUAUCCCUCUGAAUAUUUAUCUAAAGUCUAUCCCUCUGAAUAUUUAUCUAAAGUCUAUCCCUCUGAAUAUUUACCUAAAGUCUAUCCCUCUGAAUAUUUACCUAAAUAUCCCUCUGAAUAUUUACCAAAAUAUCCCUCUGAAUAUUUAUCUAAAGUCUAUCCCUCUGAAUAUUUACCUAAAGUCUAUCCCUCUGAAUAUUUAUCUAAAGUCUAUCCCUCUGAAUAUUUACCUAAAGUCUAUCCCUCUGAAUAUUUAUCUAAAGUCUAUCCCUCUGAAUAUUUAUCUAAAGUCUAUCCCUCUGAAUAUUUACCUAAAUUCUAUCCCUCUGAAUAUUUACCUAAAGUCUAUCCCUCUGAAUAUUUAUCUAAAGUCUAUCCCUCUGAAUAUUUAUCUAAAGUCUAUCCCUCUGAAUAUUUAUCUAAAGUCUAUCCCUCUGAAUAUUUACCAAAAUAUCCCUCUGAAUAUUUAUCUAAAGUCUAUCCCUCUGAAUAUUUACCUAAAGUCUAUCCCUCUGAAUAUUUACCUAAAGUCUAUCCCUCUGAAUAUUCACCAAAAUAUCCCUCUGAAUAUUUAUCUAAAGUCUAUCCCUCUGAAUAUUUACCUAAAGUCUAUCCCUCUGAAUAUUUACCUAAAGUCUAUCCCUCUGAAUAUUUAUCUAAAGUCUAUCCCUCUGAAUAUUCACCAAAAUAUCCCUCUGAAUAUUUACCUAAAGUCUAUCCCUCUGAAUAUUCACCAAAAUAUCCCUCUGAAUAUUUAUCUAAAGUCUAUCCCUCUGAAUAUUUACCUAAAGUCUAUCCCUCUGAAUAUUUACCUAAAGUCUAUCCCUCUGAAUAUUUAUCUAAAGUCUAUCCCUCUGAAUAUUUACCAAAUUAUCCCUCUGAAUAUUUACCUAAAGUCUAUCCCUCUGAUAUUUAUCUAAAGAGCCGCGGUGGCUCAGUGAGUUAA